Messenger RNA from Fundulus heteroclitus (mummichog), 3367 nucleotides. RefSeq names its product nucleolar protein dao-5. NCBI's taxonomy places the organism in Eukaryota, Metazoa, Chordata, Actinopteri, Cyprinodontiformes, Fundulidae. The transcript is spliced from 22 exons. The record is from RefSeq and is a predicted model, not a curated record. Gene Ontology annotation, molecular function: DNA binding. Bases 227 to 2710 code for a protein of 827 amino acids.
ACCGCCGCCCGCUUUUCCCUCUCAGUGCUAACCGGAAGGAAACAAAGCGGUUAUUGCCGCGGUUUUUGCUGCAGGAGCUGUUGGUUGUGUCCGAACCUUUCCCGGAGUUCCGGGGGACUGGUACCUGGUCUGCGGGUCGGCGGUGGAGCGGCAGCGGCAGCGGCGGCGGUCAGGUCGGAUAAAGGCCGGAGAGUCCCCCCCAGAUGAAGUGAGGCAGACCGUGAAGAUGGACUGCAGCACCGCUAGCAGCCUGGUGACCCGCCGAGCUUCAGGGAAAGAAAGCUCCUCCUCCGGUGAAGAGGAGAUUGUCCCUCUGUCGAAGCUCGUCGCGACGUCACACAGUGACAAGUCAUGUGACAACGCCAAAGGCUCCAACGCAGAUUCAAAGAAGAGUGAAGCUUCAGACGACUCCUCGGACGACGACGAGCCGCUGAUAGAGCAGAAAAAACCUGCAGCAAAAGAUAAAAAGGAGUCGACUCCUCCCAGAUCUGACGGUUCAGAGGACAGAAACUCAGAUUCCAACGCUGGAGGAGACUCUGACUACAAGCCUCAGGUGAAAACCUCCAAACCUUCCUCCAGAUCACAGAAGAAGAAGAAACCUGUUGGCAGGAAGAAGAAAGCUUCAGACGACUCCUCGGACGACGAUGAGCCGCUGAUGAAGCAGAAAAAACCUGCAGCAAAAGAGAAAAAGGAGUCGACUCCUCCCAGAUCUGACGGCUCAGAGGACAGAAACUCAGAUUCCAACGCAGGAGGAGACUCUGACUACAAGCCUCAGGUGAAAACCUCCAAACCUUCCUCCAGAUCACAGAAGAAGAAGAAACCUGUUGGCAGGAAGAAGAAAGCUUCAGACGACUCCUCGGACGAUGACGAGCCGCUGAUAAAGCAGAAAAAACCUGCAGUAAAAGAGAAAAAGGAGUCGACUCCUCCCAGAUCUGACGGCUCAGAGGACAGAAACUCAGAUUCCAACGCAGGAGGAGACUCUGACUACAAGCCUCAGGUGAAAACCUCCAAACCUUCCUCCAGAUCACAGAAGAAGAAGAAACCUGUUGGCAGGAAGAAGAAAGCUUCAGACGACUCCUCGGACGACGACGAGCCGCUGAUAAAGCAGAAAAAACCUGCAGCAAAAGAAAAAAAGGAGUCAAGUCCUCCCAGAUCUGACGGUUCAGAGGACAGAAACUCAGAUUCCAACGCAGGAGGAGACUCUGACUACAAGCCUCAGGGGAAAACCGCCAAACCUUCCUCCAGAUCACAGAAGAAGAAGAAACCUGUUGGCAGGAAGAAGAAAGCUUCAGACGACUCCUCGGACGACGACGAGCCACUGAUAAAGCAAAAAAAACCUGCAGCAAAAAAGAAAAAGGAGUCGACUCCUCCCGCAUCUGACGGUUCAGAGGACAGAAACUCAGAUUCCAACGCAGGAGGAGACUCUGACUACAAGCCUCAGGUGAAAACCUCCAAACCUUCCUCCAGAUCACAGAAGAAGAAGAAACCUGUUGGCAGGAAGAAGAAAGCUUCAGACGACUCCUCGGACGACGACGAGCCGCUGAUAAAGCAGAAAAAACCUGCAGCAAAAAAGAAAAAGGAGUCAACUCCUCCCAGAUCUGACGGUUCAGAGGACAGAAACUCAGAUUCCAACGCUGGAGGAGACUCUGACUACAAGCCUCAGGUGAAAACCUCCAAACCUUCCUCCAGAUUACAGAAGAAGAAGAAAAGCCCAGAGAAGAAGAAACCUGUUGGCAGGAAGAAGAAAGCUUCAGACGACUCCUCGGACGACGACGAGCCGCUGAUAAAGCAGAAAAAACCUGCAGCAAAAAAGAAAAAGGAGUCGACUCCUCCUACAUCUGACGGCUCAGAAGAUCGAAACUCAGAUUCCAACGCAGGAGGAGACUCUGACUACAAGCCUCAGGUGAAAACCUCCAAACCUUCCUCCAAAUCACAAAAGAAGAAGAAAAGCCCACAGAAGAAGAAACCUGUUGGCAGGAAGAAGAAAGUGCCAUCGGAGAGGGAUGAAAGCUCUGACGAUCAGCCCUUAAGUGAAAUAGCUGAAAAACUUCCCUCCAAAAGGAAGAGAAAAGCUGUGGUUCUGUACAACAAAGGGGCUCCGGCCCACAAAUCCCAGAGGAACGCAGCCAGGAAGAGCGUUAAUUAUGCCGAGACUUCAAGCGAGCACAGCUCUGACGAUGACGAGCUGGUUGUGCAGAAGAAGAAGACCAACGGUUCUCCGAAACGGCGAAGAGAUUCGUCAAAGAGGACGAAAGACAGCAGCUCGGAGGAAGAUGAAGAUUCUCUGAUGAGCCUCGGCUCGAAGAAGAGGGAACCGGAAAACAACUCCACGAAGAAGGGCAAGAGACCGCGAGGCAGACCACCGAAGAAGUCCAAAGGGAUCAGCAGCGACGACAGCUCCGAUGACGACGAUGCGGUUAAUCAGACAAAAAGCAAAACAAAAGCAUCGCCUCGGAAAAGGAAGAACCCAGAGCAUAAAACAUGGAAAGAUGUACCGAGCAGCAUUUUAGACGAGGAGGCCGCCAUUAAAGCAGCCAAACACGCAGAUGUGACCAGAAUGACGAAGAUCCUUCUGCAGAGGUGCGACGGUGAAGACGAAGAGUCGACCGGACCCAAAGCAAAACCCACAACUGAGGAAGAAGAAGAAAAAGAACUGACUGGAGACAAACCCACAGCAGAAACCCCAGAGAAAUCCUGUGAGGAGGAAUAAUAGAUGCGGUUUAAAGUUCUCAACCUUCCCUUAAAGCGACCGUUAGUCUAGGUUUGGGAACCACAUUUUCCAGGUUCCUGAAAUCUUUUGUUGUAGAUGUUGGUUUUUUUCUAUUCGUUCCUGUUUGCCCGAAGUUCUUCUUCUGGUUUUUGGAAAAUGUUUUUAAUGGUGUUGUGACUUGUUGUCCACUCUGCAUGAAGUUGCGUACAACUUAUUUUUAGCUUUUUAUUUUAUAUUGGUAGGAAAAUAAAUGAAAUCCACUCAGUGUGCCAAGGCAAUGAUCAAAAGAUUCCCAAAAUAUUGAAUAUAAAAGUGACUCUCACCCAACUUUGGAUACUUUAAAUAAAUUUGGUGAGCUUCAGCUGUAAUUUUGGCUUUUAGGUUAAAAAAGGUGAAUAAAAGUUAUGCUUUUUAAAAAUGUUUUCCCUUUUUUUGGAGGAGAAAUCGGGGGUGGUUAGUUGGAAAUGUUUUCUGUUUGUUUCGUUUUCUUCACUGUGCAUCAAAUCUGCUGAGUCGAGCUCAUUUUUGUCCCGAUUAAAGAAAAUCCCCGUUUAAUGUGUUAAAAGGAUCCAGUCGUGUUUUCCUUAAUGUCAACAUGUGCCGAAGGUUGUUUUUUGGUCCAUUAAUAAUAAAAUUUCCUACAUUCUUUGAAACACA